AUGACCACCCACUUCCAACGCUUCACUUCGGCCCCCUUCCUCCGCGCGCAAUUCCGAACCCUGGUCCGGGCUGGGCAGACAUUCUUCUUCAUCCACCUCUUCUGGGAACACUUUUACUGCGUCGGCGCCGCGACGGGUGCGAGCAUGCUCCCGACGAUAAACGUCGCCGGGGACUGGAUCGUGAUAUCGAAGCUGUACUCGCGCGGCCGCGGGAUCGGCGUAGGCGACAUGGUCAGUUACGUGCGCCCCGUGGAUGGGCCCGGGAUGCAUGUUAGUAAGAGGAUUAUAGGGAUGCCGGGGGAUUGGGUCGUUGUUGAUCCUGAGAAGGGGGAUGAGAUGGUUAAGGUUCCCCGGGGGCAUUGUUGGACUACCGGCGAUAAUUUGCCGUUCUCGAACGAUUCCAGGCAUUACGGACCUGUACCGCUCGCAUUGAUUCGUGGGAAGGUUAUUGCUAGGUUCAAGCCGAUGCCAAAGUUUUUUGAGAAUGGUUUGAAGGAUACUGAGGAUUGAUUAGUUUCGCUUUCUUGGGCGUUGGUACUUGUAUGGUGGGUUGGAAUUUGGUGUGAUAAUAUAGAUACCGUAGAUGGACGGUUCAGUGUUAUUCUGGGGGAAAAAUAAUAAUGUAGAUGAUUUAAACUGUUA
Molecule: messenger RNA, 642 nt
Organism: Tuber melanosporum (Perigord truffle)
Lineage: Eukaryota; Fungi; Ascomycota; Pezizomycetes; Pezizales; Tuberaceae
Exons: 2
Coding region: 1-510 (169 amino acids)
Cellular component (GO): mitochondrial inner membrane peptidase complex; membrane
Molecular function (GO): serine-type endopeptidase activity
Source: RefSeq, a predicted model, not a curated record